Messenger RNA from Diospyros lotus (date-plum), 426 nucleotides. RefSeq lists its product as uncharacterized. Gene Ontology annotation, cellular component: nucleus. Gene Ontology annotation, molecular function: cyclin-dependent protein serine/threonine kinase activity; ATP binding. Gene Ontology annotation, biological process: protein phosphorylation. Bases 1 to 426 code for a protein of 141 amino acids. Lineage: Eukaryota; Viridiplantae; Streptophyta; Magnoliopsida; Ericales; Ebenaceae. The record is from RefSeq and is a predicted model, not a curated record. The transcript has 5 exons.
AUGGCCGACGGGCAACAAGCAGGGCAGCAGCAAGGAAGGCGGUUGCGGAGGCUAGCGGCGGUGUGGCAGCGAGAGGAGAGCUCGAUGGAGGCUCAGGAAGUGGCCGAGAGGCGGACUAUCUGCGUCACAUUCUUUCUGGCGUGGCUUACUGUCAUGCACAUCGAUCUCAGAGAAAACAGAGUGAAGGUAGCAGACUUUGGAUUGGCUAGGCCAGUUGGUGUUCCCUUAAAGUCAUAUACUGGACAGGUAGGAACUCCCAGGUACAGGGCUCCAGAAAUUUUGCUUGGCUCACACCAAUACUCUUCUGCUGUUGACAUUUGGUCUGUUGGUUGCACAUUUGCCGAGAUGGAACUGGCAAACGUGUUCCAAGAUCUUGAACCUGCCGGAGUCGAUCUUCUCUCUAUAAGUUUAAUCUACUAUACUUGA